UAAAGCGUUGCUUUUCCACGGUCCUCUUAUACUUGUAUCUUGACUGAUUUCGACGGAGGUACGGGCAAAGGUCUACACAAUCCAACGUCAUAGCCGUUACAAGGUUUUAAGCACCCCAUGCUACCCGAGAAAUAAAUACUCGAUGCCCGAUUCACUUGUAUGCACAACGCGUACAUCGGUGUACUCUAUUCAAUUAAAUCACGGGAAAAUGAUUUUGACAAUGAGAAUUGCUAUGUUUACUCACAGUCGUGUAAUGCUGUAAGUGCUGUUUUCUGUGUGUUACAUGAUGAGAUUCAGGUGCGCAAAAUCGUUGAAGACUGUAUGAACAACGUUCAUCCGAUAUAUCAUAUCAAGACGCUAAUGAUUAAACGCGAGUUAGCUAAAGAUCCUCAGCUGGUCAACGAAAAUUGGGACCGAUUCCUGCCAAAGCUAUCCAACAAGAAUAUCUCAAAGCGAAAGCAGCCCAAGAAAAAGCGUCUGAAGGGAGAAUAUACGCCGUUUCCGCCUGCACCGCCUCUGUCGAAGAUUGAUAAGGAGUUGGAAACUGGCGAAUACUUCUUAAAGGAUACGGAGAAAAAACGUAAAAAGAAACGUGAGCAACUUGAGCGUCAGGCCGAGAAACAGGUGAGUCAUGGAAAAGCGUUAAUAAAACUAUUUGUUUUUGACGCGGAUCUGCAUAGACAUUAUCCGUAUCAAUUCGUAGUGAGCUGCUACUGAUGAUCAUAAAACCUA
Varroa destructor (honeybee mite) is the source of this 732-nucleotide messenger RNA. Its product is annotated as KRR1 small subunit processome component homolog. NCBI's taxonomy places the organism in Eukaryota, Metazoa, Arthropoda, Arachnida, Mesostigmata, Varroidae. Gene Ontology annotation, molecular function: RNA binding. The record is from RefSeq and is a predicted model, not a curated record. Gene Ontology annotation, cellular component: small-subunit processome; nucleolus.